AUGAACGAGGAUGAGAAUAAGGGAAUUGUAUUUCAGAUCGGUUAUGAACUACCAUCCCAACAACGUGUCAGCAUGCAGAUCGCCAAUUUGAGACUUCAUGCGUGGGGUGUUUUCAGUAAUGUUUAUCGAGGAACCCUGGUAUCACCUGGCACGGAACAAGAGAUUGCGAUUAAAAAGACGUGGCCGAAAACUCCCGAACGCAACUUUGAGCUCCUUUUCCUGUCGGGAAUCCGAAGAAAACCACACAAAAAUAUAGUUCAGAUGCUAUUCGCAUUUUCGAAGACAACGACCAGUGGACAGGGACACGAGUUGACGAAAGCGUUCUGCGAGUCGUAUGUCUUUGGAUUCAUGCCAUUCACACUCCAGAACAUUCUCAAGAAAACACGUCUUGGAGAAAUCGAAAUGAAGGUUUACACGUGGCAACUGUUCGAAGGGAUACGGUAUUUGCAGAUGCACAUGAUAGUCCACCGUGACAUCAAACCAGUCAACCUGCUAAUCGAUAUCGACAAGGGAAUUCUGAAGAUUGCGGAUUUCGGAAGUGCGAAAAUAGUGCAACAUGGAAGUCUAUCGACGUCAUAUCAAGUCACUCGAUUCUAUAGACCGCCCGAAUUGCUUCUGGAGUCAAAAGAGUACUAUUGGAUGGUUGAUGUGUGGAGUGCCGGAUGCUGUGUUGGGGAAAUGAUGAAGGGAAAAGUAUUAUUUCCCGGCGGAUCGAGAGAUAUGAUGCUCAAAUUGAUUGCUCAGGCUAUCGGACUGCCCUCAUCGAGAGAUCAUGAUUAUAUGAAAGUGGCGAAGGUUAUCGAUCCGAUUUCUGAUGUGAAAGUUAUCGGAUUUAAGGAGGUCCUCGGAAACGUCAGCGAUGAAUGGGCAAACUUCCUCGGAGAGAUCCUCCGAUAUCGGCCCCGUGAGAGACUUCACGGCCCUAAACUUUUGGCUCACUCGUUUUUUGACCAGAUUUUUACACCAAAAUGUGCACUUUCCAAUGGACUCCUGGUCUCCCAAGUUAUCACACCGGAGGAUUAUAAGACAGCGCAGAGAAAUGACUCAUCACUGGGAAAACAAUAUGCGGCGACAGUUCUACGGAAUGAGGUGAAAUUCACGUUGAAGGACACUCAAGAGACCACUACUCCGGUCUUGACUGCAAUUCCUAAGGAUCCGAAAGAUUUGAAAGAGUCAAAAGAAUCAAAAGAGACGCUUCCGAAAUUACCGAGUAAUGCAAGCACCACAAAUCUGGCAUCCCCGACUGCAGUGAUGUCAUUGAAGAGAACUUUGAAUGCUUAG
Molecule: messenger RNA, 1281 nt
Organism: Caenorhabditis remanei
Lineage: Eukaryota; Metazoa; Nematoda; Chromadorea; Rhabditida; Rhabditidae
Exons: 9
Coding region: 1-1281 (426 amino acids)
Biological process (GO): negative regulation of canonical Wnt signaling pathway; signal transduction; protein phosphorylation
Cellular component (GO): cytoplasm; axon; nucleus
Molecular function (GO): ATP binding; protein serine/threonine kinase activity
Source: RefSeq, a predicted model, not a curated record